This is a messenger RNA of Suillus bovinus, 712 nucleotides long. RefSeq lists its product as uncharacterized. The record is from RefSeq and is a predicted model, not a curated record. Bases 67 to 603 code for a protein of 178 amino acids. NCBI's taxonomy places the organism in Eukaryota, Fungi, Basidiomycota, Agaricomycetes, Boletales, Suillaceae. The transcript is spliced from 6 exons.
AAGCCUACCAUGCCUCUUGCAAGGACCGAGCUCCUUCCUUCCACUGAUUUGUGAGUGAAAGUCACUAUGCUUCCUAUGAUUUUGUCUUGCCGACUUCGCACCGCCGCUAUGGGAUCAAGAUCAUCAACACCAAUCUGCGAUGCCCUGCGGCAGUCUAUCAGUGCUGUACAGUACAGUGAUAACGUCUGUCAAUCAACAUGUCUGAUUAUCAUUUUUCAUUCAGGUCUUGUCUCUGUUGAACAUCUACAAUGUCAGAAUCAGCGGACCUGUCUUGCAAAACCUCCAACUACUGUCACUUUUUCUUUUACAGCUCCCUUUCCUGCAGUAUCCUCCUCCAUUUCAUCAACAUCAUCGACCUCUUCCACACUAAAGCAAAGACAUGCAUCGCUUGCACUUCCGUCUUUCCCCAGGCUCGUACCAGCGUGGAAUUUUCGUGACGACGCUGGCCUUGUAUUGCACGUUGCAGAAAUUUCUGCACCGAUGCCAGAACGUAAGGGAAAGAUGUGCAAGAUGGCUGGUAAUGGCGACUACCACAAAUCAGUUGGCGCUUUUAUAAUUCAGCAGAAGAAACCGCGCAAGAAAUGGUCCAAAGAAGAAACCUAAAUGCUCGUUGAGGGCUGCAACACGCAAUUGGAAGGCCAUAUCGAAAGAUCCGAAGCUGACUUUUGACAACCCGCUCACCUGUGGACCUUAAGGACCGAUUUCGCACUUA